AUGCACUCAAAAUCAACAGACAAAGGUGAGAGUCAAGUUUACAUUCGCAAGCAGCACAUGCAGUACACGAGCAUAAGAUGGUGCCAACCUGGUACUCGCUUUGGAAAAUUUUGGCAUAAGCUGUUGUUUUAUGGUACACUUGAGAACUAUGUAAUGACAAGCUGCCUUGGAUUUUUUGGAGGAAUGCUACUUACUUACAUUUUGUUCAUGUUUUUUGUCUUCCAACUGCAUUUUUCAACUAAGAAAGCAACUAUUUUGUGUUCUAUGAUUGGAACAGUACUUACACUUGGUUUGGCAUUUUCAUACUAUGUCAGAUGCAUUGUGGUGCUUGUUCUUCCUCAACUGUGUGUAAAUCGCGGCCGGCAGGCCCUCAUGCUUUAUGCCUUUGUGUUGACACUUACUGGGCCUGGGAAGAAUACAAUGCAAAAUGUUGGGGUGCUCGCAGAAUCUCUGUCAUGUGGACAGGAGCAGUUGAAAAUUGCAGCAAAAAAAAUUAUGGAGGCUAUCAAGAAGCCCUUUUUAGCAAUGAAAGAUGCCCUAUCCAAUGCAAUGAAAACAAUUAAAUCAAUAACACUCAAGAUCAAGGAUACAUUGCUGUCCAUAAAAAGAAUUGUGAUGUCUGUAUUGCGAGUCAUCAAGAGUGCUGCAAGUUGGUUAGGUAGUAUUAUCAACAUCUGCAAUAAGGAACUUGGAACUCCAUUUGAACGCUGCAUGCGUGUAUUUGAGCCAGCCAUUUCUGACUGUGUGGCUGCACUUGGACCUCUUUUCUCUUGGCUUUGCUCAAUUGUGUAUGUAGGACAGGCCUUAUGUUUUAUCUUCAAGGUCUUGGAUCUCAUAUGUGCCUUGGUUGAUCUCAUUAAAGACACAGUCACUGGACCCAUAAAGAAAAAGUUACGAGAGUUCUUGUGGCGUUUGAAGAACAUAUUUUAUGUUUCUGUUGAUUUUAAACAUUCGUAUGAUUUUGAGACAGAACAAUCAAAGACCUUAAAAGAAGUAGCAGCUGAGAUUACAGCAGAAGUUAAGGAACGAGCUGCUGUAAUUUCCUCUAUCUUUGAUAAAGUUAGCCUAGUGGCAAGUCUAUUUUUUCUCAUCAUAUUUUUCAGAGCAGUGUAUUACUGGAGGAAGUAUAUGACCAAUGAUAAAUAUGACAACCGGUAUAUAACAAAGGAAUUCUACAAACUGGAUGAGAACCGUUCUAGGUUAGGUCAUGAAACCAUACUUCCAUUAAAAAAUCGUGAAAAGAGGAAAUACAUUACGAUGGUUACUCUACAUCUGAGUGGCAGCGAGAAGCUGAGACUUACUCGAUCUGUAUCAUUUGUGAUUCACAUAACGAUAAAAAUAUUAAUAUUAAUGGCUUAUGAUUAUUGUCUAUAUUGGAUUCUUGACAAGAUCCAUCAACAUGGUCGAUUCACUUCCAAGAUUCAAGAUCCACAAGUGGUUGACGUCAAUGUCAAAGGCACAGGAUUUCUUGCAAGCAUAUAUAGAAAUGUAAUGGGAGCAUUCAAGCCAUUUGAUGUGAAUGCCAAAGUGGAUACAAUACCAUGUUUACCACACCCAUUACCACCAAAUUAUAUGCGUUACAUGCAGAUAGGGUUUAUAGUACUGCUAUGUCUUAUUUUGGCAAUAAUUGAGCCGUAUGUAUUACGUCUAAGGCAGUGGUUUAUGGGCUACUAUUAUCCUCAAAGAGCACAACAGAGGGCUGUAUGGCUUUACAACCGUAUACUUAGAUCAAGAGAAAAUUUUCUUAAAUUUGCUCGUAGACACCUAAGAAGAAAGUUUGGUAAGGGAAAAAGAGGAGGAGAUGAGGAGUCAUUUUUUACCCAGCUAUGGCAGAGAUGUGCUCUUCUGCAAAGGAUAAUACCCCAUACACCACAAAAGGCUUGCUUAGUUUGUGCAGAAACUCAAGGGGAACUCAAGAGUUGUCCCAAACUCGACUGUGCAGGCACCUACUGUCAUCAGUGCUUCAAAGAUCUGAAGAACAUUUGCACUAUCUGCAUGGAACCAAUUGAAUAUGGUGAUUUAACAGAUGUCAGUGAAGAAAAAGGUUCUUCUGAGGAAGAAAAUACCACUGCUCAUGUCCAGAAUGGUGCUUCAAAGGCUGAUCAUGGCAAGAAUGGUGAAAUAACUACCGCCUAUCCAACUGAAUAUCAGUAUGAUACUAAAUCAGUUUCAGGAAAUAAUAGUGCCCCUUUCCCAUCACGACCCAGAUUCAAAGAUUUGGAAGCUCAGAAGAUUUUAGAUGUGGCCACGGUUCGUCAGUUUCCAGGAACUGAUGAUGAAAAAACAGAAGAAUCAGAUGCAGACAAGAGGAAACAUAAAGAGCAGAUUUCCAGGCAUGUUACUGGUGUAAGCAUCCCUCAAAGAAGGAAAGUAAGAUUUGCAGAAGAAGAAAUGCCACUUCUUGGUUCUCGUGAAACAAGGGAAUAGAUGACGAGGCAGUGGGACUAAGAAAGGAUCUUCUGUAUGAUUAUAAAAGUUACUUUAUUAUCUCACUUAUGAAUUCAAUUAAAGUCAGUGAUGAGAAUAUUGUUUAAUUUGUUUGUUGUGUAAUUUACUAAACCAGGGUUGGUCAAAUACCAUACACUGUGCAAAAGCACAGAAGUGUGGCACAGGUGUGCAUAUCAGCCAGCAGGCAAAGUGGAACAGCAACAUCUGUUACUAGAUGUGUAUACCAAAUAAGCAGUGACUGCUUCCUUGUUUGUGCAGCAUCAGGAGGACUGAAGCACAUCCAGUCUUGCUUCCCUCUGGCAACUGUAGUGUCACAGGAGUUGUACUGAGAAAUGGCAAGUACUGCAAACAAGCAGAGAAUGGAAGAACUGUGUUCUCAAUUACUUAAACACAACUGGGAGCUUCAAUCCUUCCUUAAAACAGUAGGUGAAAACCCACAGUGUUAGUUGUGCCACAGAAUAAUAGGCGGCUAGUGCAGGUUCACAACUGAAAGACACUACAACUCAUUUCAAAGACACUACAAUUCAUUUCAUAAAGACAAGUAUAAUAUACUGAAGAGAGAACUGCAAGUCAAAUUAAGUGUGCUUGAGAAUAUGGAUGAGGCACUUCAUCACGAUUUUAAUCUCUGUUACUGCAAUGAACGUAAGAAAGUUUUAUGGCUCUUCGGUCGCAAUACGAAUUAUAGAGGACGGAAAUGGUAGUGAGGAUCCUGAUAUGUCAGAUGACGAAACUUUGUCCAUGGAAAAAAAUUCAAUAAAUGGACAUCUUGUUUUCUGUUCGGAAUCAGACAGUGAUGAUGGUAUUAGACCUAAGAGUUAUAAUACAAGAAAUAAAAGUAUUGUGAUAUCAGAAACGGAGUCAGAAACAGAAGAUUUGGUCUACUGAUGAUUGUGACCUUGAAAGCAUUCCUCUUACAGACAGGAUGACAGCAAUACAACGAGAUUCCACACCUUCAACUAAGAUGGGGAAACCUACCAACAUUGGAAACCAGGACAUUUGAUUAGAGGGGAUGAUGAGACGAAAUUCGCUGGAAAUACUGCUCUUUCUCAGGAAGUAUCGGAACUUGACACUCCAGUGGAAUAUUUCCAGUAUUUCUUCACUAAAGACAUAGUGCAGUACAUCUUCGAACAAUCCAAUCUGUAUUCGAUACAGUGCCGACCCAAUAAAUGUGUAGAUUGAACAAUUUAUUGGUACUGCCUUGUUUACGUCAGUCAUCCAACUUCCAUCAACAAGACAUUGACAAACUUUUCAAAAUUCGCCCACUGCUAGAGCAACUGCGUGAAAGACUGUUGUGAGUACCAAAAGAGGAAUUCUUAGCUGUGGAUAAACAGAUUAUUCCAACAAAAUGCACAUCUUCACUAAAGCAAUACAACCCCAGUAAACCACAUAAAUGGGGCUUCAAAGCUUUUGUCCUCAGUGGAGUGUCAGGCUUCAGCUAUGAUUAUGAAGUUUUUGCUGGAGCUCAGAGUAAUAUCAUAAUACCUGGUGCUAUGGAUCUAGAAGCUAGCAGCAAUGUUGUUGUGUGUCUUACACAAGCAGUCCCACGACAUGUGAAUCACAAGUUAUUUUUUGAUAACUGGUUCACUAGUGUACCCUUGGAAGUGUAUUUGCACAAAAAAGGUAUACAAUCACUAGGGAUAGUCCGGUCCAAUCGAGUACGUGGUUGCAUUUUACCUAAGGAGGCAGCAAUGGAGAAGAAUGGUCAAAGCAGCAUGGAGGAAAAGAUAGCAACAGUAGACGGUGUGCAACUGUCAGUAGUCUCCUGGUUUGAUAAUAAAGUAGUCAACAGUUUGUCAACUUACGUUGGAUGCAAACCAGAAGGCGAGAUCAAGAGGCUUAAUCAGAUAAAAGAAAUGGUACUUGAAGAUUUUCUUUCACCUAGUUGACUUGGUUUGUGUGAACAGCUGGCUGUUAUGGAGAAGAAGAAAUACGCACUACAUGCACCAUGUUGAUUUCAAGGCUGCAGUUGCAGAGGCCCUCUGUAAAAAUGGGAAAUCCUUAUCCAAGAAAUGUGGUAGCCCAAGCAAUAAAAUACAAACACAGCUUGACCGCAAGAAGAAAGGAUGCCCUACAGCAGAUCUUCCACAGCAUCAGGUGCGAUUGGAUGGGAUAGAUCACAUGCCUAUCUGGAUGGAAAACCGUGGUCGUUGCAAGUAUCCAGAAUGCAAGGGAAAAUCCUAUAUAGCAUGUAUGAAGUGCAGUGUGACAUUGUGCUUGAAUAAGGAGAGAAAUUGCUUCAUAGAGUUUCAUAAUGAAUAGAGAAAAAAGGAAACAGAAUUUGUGUUAUUUUCUCAAAAUAUGUGUAUUGUAAUGAAUAGAAAGUGUAAUUGUUUUAUAUAAAUACA
Messenger RNA from Schistocerca gregaria, 4793 nucleotides. Its product is annotated as DC-STAMP domain-containing protein 2. The record is from RefSeq and is a predicted model, not a curated record. Gene Ontology annotation, cellular component: membrane. Bases 1 to 2427 code for a protein of 808 amino acids. Lineage: Eukaryota; Metazoa; Arthropoda; Insecta; Orthoptera; Acrididae. The transcript has 15 exons.